AUGUCGAACCCGAACAACCCUCCGCCGGGCUACCGAGCGCCGCCGUUCCCAUCCCUCAGCACGCCCAUGCUCUCCGACAAGACGCCCCAACGACUGCACACAAUCUACUACAUCGAGGACGCGUGGCGCUUCACGUUGCUAUGGACGCUCAUCACCUACGCCGUCUUCCAUGUGGGAGCAGUGCUCGUGGCCGUCGUCACGCAUGGCUGGAAAAAGUCGUCGUGGUCGUACCUCUGGGCGGUGCCGGGCGUCUAUCUCGUCGUGGCGGGACUCGAGGCGGUUCUCGCCGGCAGCGUGGUCGGUCUGGUGCUUGGCGCCGUGUAUAGGGCCGGAUACUACGAGAUGAACACGUGGAUCCCGUGCACCUGGGGUAUCAUCAACGUCUUGACGUUGGUCAUAUCGUCCUUUUCGAUCCAAGGCGGGCUAUGA
Molecule: messenger RNA, 429 nt
Organism: Hirsutella rhossiliensis
Lineage: Eukaryota; Fungi; Ascomycota; Sordariomycetes; Hypocreales; Ophiocordycipitaceae
Product: putative transmembrane protein
Exons: 2
Coding region: 1-429 (142 amino acids)
Source: RefSeq, a predicted model, not a curated record